CUUCUUUGUAUUUACUUGAUAAGAGUUCCUAGAAAUUAGUUGCAUAUAGUUAAGACUCCAUAAUCUUACUCUAUUUGGGGCUUUUUGACUCCUUGCACAUUAAAUAACUUGUAUGCCAAGUUACUUAAUUGUCCGAGCAAUCCUAUGAUAGCUCGUUGUCAAACACGUGAGAUUUUACAUAGUGACUAAAUUACUUUGUGUGGGGUGCAAGUAAAUUUGGCUAUAUAUUAAUAGGACAGCUUAACAUCUCCUUGCUAGUUCAGAUUACUUUCCCAGUCAAAUUGUCUCUGGCUCAAUCAUCUGCAGUACCUGAAUACCUCAACAUCCGGAAACGCCAACACUAUGGCACAACUGGAAGCGAAUUCUACCCAAAUAGCGCCGGAACUUGAAAGCGAAGGAGGCGAAGAUCACUUGCAUGGAAAUCGAAAUCAGGGCUCAAGAGAGCCAAACUUAAACGCCAGAAUUAAACAUGCUCAGAAGCUGGCUGCAAAGACUAGUCGAGAUAAAUUUGAGCUGGAUAAAGCUUUAAUGAAAAAGACGUGUGAUAGGAAUCGGUUGAAAGAACCGAAUAAGCAUGAACGGAGACUCAAAUUCUGUUUGGCCACAACGAGGGAGAAAAUGAAUAUACUGCAACUAUUUUUGCUUCAUUUCGCAAACAGAGCUCAUCAAGGAAAUCCAAUGAAGCCUUUCUUGCCACGAGAAGAGAUAGCUAAACAUAAAAUGAAUUUCCGGAUGGUACAUGAAACAAACAGUUUGGCGGAGGAAAAAAAGCUUUUGAAAGAGAUCAAUGCGAGGCAGAAGGAGGUGGUUGAUUCAGUUUCACCAUUGGGAAAACAUCGUUAUUUUCCGCCUUACAUAGAUACUUGGCACUUGCGCCUCGACGAGUAUUUUAUGGUGAUAAACCCGAGGAAUGUAGUUGAAGGCCUCCUAAGACAAAUCCAAGAACUCAAAUGGCGAAGCGCAAGACCGGGAAUUAUAUUUCAAAGGCAAUGGGAUGGUGAAGCCAUUGCUGAUCAUGCAAGUUAUGAUGCUAAUGCUGCUGCCUAUUCUAUUGCCAAUGCCAAGGGAAAGAUUUGGGAUUCGUUGAGUUCAAAAAAAGCGUUACAAGAACAAAUCAGAGUAACUGGCAAGGAGAUGGAUGAAUUAAUGAAAUCACUGGUGGCCCUGCGGCGCGGGCAGAAUAUAAAGAGAGCUGGGAGAAAAUUGAAGGUCAUUGAAAGAGAUAUAGAAUGCUUGAAGAAGAAACUGACAUUGAUGGAUCAGAAGAAAGAUGAAGCAUACGAGUGCGUUUUUAAAUUGAGAAAACAAGAGAGUUAAAGACGACAUCAGUUCUGCCAUUCACCAAAUAAAAAUACAUAAUGCCAUUGCAACAAAUUUCAUCGUCUCUUUGCGCAAGAACUCAAGUAGUUAGUAACAUCAUUGCAUUCAGCUCUUGUUUCGGUUUCCUUUCAAUGUGAUCUGUUUUGCAGAAGCAUAUCCGCUCUAGCCAAUCGUGACAACGUUCGUAUAUGUGGGCCCACUUAAAUCAUUUCAACCAAAGUAAAGCUGUAAACUGGAAUGUGUUACUUUCACUAUAAUUAUUCUCAGAGACUAAGUCCA
This is a messenger RNA of Pyrus x bretschneideri (Chinese white pear), 1599 nucleotides long. RefSeq lists its product as uncharacterized. Lineage: Eukaryota; Viridiplantae; Streptophyta; Magnoliopsida; Rosales; Rosaceae. The transcript is spliced from 5 exons. The record is from RefSeq and is a predicted model, not a curated record. The coding region runs from base 343 to 1317 and encodes 324 amino acids.